AUGCACGACCUCUUCCAUGGCCAACUCCACAUCCUCGUCAACAACACCGACCAAUCUCUCUACAAGCACGCCGCGGACACCACGUCCGACGACUACUCCCGCCUCAUGGCCAACAAUCUAAUCGCUCACCUCGUGCACAUGUCCUCCAUCGCCUCCUUCAUCACGUACCCGGCACUGUCCCUCUACUCGCUCACCAAGGGUGGCCUGAUUCCGCUCACUAGGAGCCUCGCCGCUAAGUGGGCGCCACACCUUGCCCCGCACCUCCAUCACCCAGCUCCGGAGCGAACGACGGGGACUCAGCAAAUAGGAGGAGCAGCAACGGCGAGGUAG
Messenger RNA from Phragmites australis (common reed), 330 nucleotides. Its product is annotated as tropinone reductase 1-like. The transcript has a single exon. Bases 1 to 330 code for a protein of 109 amino acids. NCBI's taxonomy places the organism in Eukaryota, Viridiplantae, Streptophyta, Magnoliopsida, Poales, Poaceae. The record is from RefSeq and is a predicted model, not a curated record. Gene Ontology annotation, molecular function: oxidoreductase activity.